UAUUUUAAUUAGUUUAUAUCCAUAUUUUAAAUUUUAAUUUUUUCCUUUAUUGAAUAAAAUAAAAAGGAUUUUAUUCACGAUGUUUAUGUGUAAUUGGUUUGAUCGUUCAAGUGUUUCCAAAAGUCAGUUCCACACAAAUGGUCUCUUGUUCGUUGGCUUCAACCAAGAUUAUGGUUGUUUUACAUGUGGCAUGGAAAAUGGCUUCAGAAUUUUCAAUAGUGAUCCCUUGAAAGAAAAAGAAAAACAAGAUUUUGAGGACGGGGGCAUAGGGCACGUAGAGAUGUUGUUUAGGUGUAAUUAUCUUGCCCUCGUAGGGGGCGGUAGAAAACCCAAGUUCCCCCCAAAUAAAGUCUACAUAUGGGAUGAUUUAAAGAAGAGGCAUGUCAUUGAGUUGGAGUUUUCAAGUGAAGUUAAAUCUGUUAAGCUCAGAAGGGAUAGGAUCGUAGUAGUCCUCGAGACGAUGAUCAAGGUUUAUUCCUUCACGCAAAAUCCACAGCUCCUUCACGUUUUUGAAACGUGCCCCAAUCCGAACGGCCUGUGCGUUCUAUGCCCUAAUAGUAGCAAUUCACUUUUAGCAUUUCCGGGUCCGAAAAUGGGUCAGGUUCAGAUCGUUGACCUUGCUGAUGCGGAAAAAUGCCCACUUGAGAUUAAUGCGCACGAGACCCAUAUCACGUGCAUCUGUUUGAAUAUGCAGGGGACUAAGAUUGCUACUGCUUCUGAGAAGGGCACAUUGAUAAGGUUGUUUGAUACAAUGACAGGCAGCAUGUUGCAGGAGCUUAGGAGAGGCGCUAACCAGGCUAACAUUUUCUGCAUUGCCUUCAACCACGAUUCGUCAUUGGUGUGCGUAGCGAGUGACCACAACACUGUCCAUCUCUUUUCACUGGACGAUAAUAGGCACCAGAACAAACAAUCGUCGCUGGCCUCCGCCCCAUUUCUGCCGAAAUAUUUCAGCUCUACGUGGAGUUUUGCUAAAUUUAGCGUUCCCGGGAAUUCCAAGUUCAUCUGCGCUUUCAGUUCCUACAGCAAUGGUAUUUCCAAUACUAUUAAUAGCUCGGCCUUGAAUCAGGCCGGGACCAAUUAUGUUCAAGUUAUCUGUGCUGACGGAAGUUACUACAAGUUCAGCAUCUCAGCCAAAGGCGAAUGCACCAGAGAACUUUACUCACAUUUCCUUGAAACCAAUGAGUGAAAGAUUUAAUGGAUUGUUGAUUGGUUUAGUGAAUAAAUGAAUGGAUAAAGUAGUGAAUGAAUGCAUGGAUGAAUUAGUUAAUGAGUUUAUGCAUGAACAGAUGAGUGAAUUAAUGAAUGAAUGAAACACUCGUUUGAAUGAAUGGAUAAUUAACCGAACUUGUGCACUCAUUCACUUGAAUGAAUAAACGAACCACUGAACAAACGAACGAAUGAAGCAUAACAUCUGUACAUAAAUAUAACCGACUUUUAUUAAUUAAUUAAUUAUCUAUAUCUGUCAAUAUCUACCAUACUUUUUUGUCCUUGCUGAUGUCAUAUUUGAAAUUUAUUGUUUUAAUGUCAUUAUUUAGAUCUAUUAUAUUAUUUUGCUGUUAUUUUCAUUAUUAUUAUUGAUGAAUAUUUAUUACUAAAGCUAGUAUUAUUAUUACUAAUAAUUAGUGUUUGUGUGUUAUAUGAUGAACUAUUUAACAAACCAUAUUAUUUUUUGUGUUUUAUUCGUUUAUUUAAUCAUUUUUUUAUUCACUCGUUCAUUCAUUAAAUCAAUCAAUUAAUUUAUCAAUCAAUCAAUCAAUCGAUUAGUCAAUGAACGAAACGUUAUACAAGUCAACCAAUCAACUUUCUCAACCAUUCUGUCGUUCAAAUUACAAACUAAACUGACUGAAAAUCAAUGAAUCAGUCAAUCUAUCAAUCAUUCAUUCAAUCGAUCAGUCAAUCAAUUUUUUCAAAUCCUUUGGUUGAUCGGUUAACCUAUGCUGACACACACGCACACAUAUGUAUGUGUGUGUAUACAUGGUUACACAUAGACGUAACUGUAUGUAUAGUUUUCUUUAUAUAAAAAUGCGACACACCAACGGAUUAACAUUGUUCUUCUGUUGUCCUUAAUUAUACAAUUAUGACGCUAACUCUAUUCAUAAUAAUUAUAAUUAAGUAUAACAAUUAAUGUUAUAUUAAUAAAAGAAUAACACAUUUUUUGUAUUAAUUAAACUAACAUGCCCACGUAAUGACCUUGAGUAUUUAUAAUUAGUUAUAAUAAAAUAACACUUUUUGUAUUAUGAAUUGUUGGUAAAACACGACCCAUUAUGUAGUAAGUAU
Molecule: messenger RNA, 2277 nt
Organism: Helobdella robusta
Lineage: Eukaryota; Metazoa; Annelida; Clitellata; Rhynchobdellida; Glossiphoniidae
Exons: 9
Coding region: 80-1186 (368 amino acids)
Biological process (GO): protein localization to phagophore assembly site; autophagy of mitochondrion; nucleophagy
Cellular component (GO): cytosol; extrinsic component of membrane; phagophore assembly site membrane
Molecular function (GO): protein binding; phosphatidylinositol-3-phosphate binding; phosphatidylinositol-3,5-bisphosphate binding
Source: RefSeq, a predicted model, not a curated record